AUGUCAUUCUUUCCUUCCUUUCAAAACGACCAAAAUCCCACGCGUUCAUUCUCUCCACUGUUUUUUCCAGUAUCUCGAGAUGGUAUGAACAUGCAUCAGGAUGACAUUGGUUCCAUUCAUCUUCUCCAAAGUAAUAACAACACGGUUGUUCCUUCACUCACCAAUUCAACCUCAUGGACUGAUCCAAUCAAAUACAGUUUAUCCGUCGUCAUGACCAGUGGACCUUUUUUCUUCAUCUUUUGGAUUUUGCUUGUCGUUUCCAUCAUUGUUUAUGCACUCAAACGUAAAGACAUGAAGAGAAAUCAACACAUCUUGUUUGUCUUGACCAUUGUUUUGGCAUUGGACGUGACUGCCAAUUUGACGUUGAGAAUAAUUUCAGAAUUGGGAAAUUUCACAUCUGUGGGUAGCGACAAGUCAUUUUCUCUGUAUUAUACCAUUAUGGGUGCAGUUCAGAGAGUGAGUAUUAACUAUUGGGUUUGGCAUCAACUCUUAAUGAUGGCCUUCCUUUGUCAUGUAUUUGCCAAAACAUGUAAAGAAACAGGUGCCAUCUCUCAAACUCAAUUCACUCGAAUGAAAAUUGCCAUUCAAUCGACCUUGAUUGGAAGUGCCAUUUUCUUUGCCAUUCAAACCUUGGCUGUCGUGGUUUUGGGUGCUUUGGUGAGUGCUGGAAUAAUACGAGAAGCUUCAUCCAUUCUCGCCCAACAAGUUGCCAUUUUCUUAGCUGCUUGUGUCAUGUUUUUCGUGUUCACUAUUUGUUUCUCCAUUUUGCUCAAUGUCACUGGUUACAAGUUAAAUUCUUCCUUGCAAGAGAGUGUGAAAAAAUUGAAAGCUAAAAUGAAGAAAGAUCAUUCACAUUUGGGAGUAGAGAGAGCGAAUGGUGAUUCUUCAUCUGCGUCUUCUAUGGGUGUUACUGCUUCCAAUUCUCAACCAUCAAGAAGUGGAGGUCACUUGUUUGGAAAUUUCACAAAUAAGAGAGACCGAGAACAUACACUCCAAUUGAAACAAACAGCCCUUCGAAAAACUCGAAUCAUGCAAGCAGGUCUUUCCAUUGCCUUAUUGAUGCAAUCGAUUGGUUUUCUAUUCAUUCCAUUGAUUUUUGCUUGGCAAUUUAAUGCAAUCUUUUUUCACACAUUUACCAAUAUUGGACUCGUUAUUUUCAUUUCACUCAUGAUUGCCAUUAAUACUCCCAUGCAACAAGUUCAACGAAUGUUUCGAAGAGAUUCACAAGUGAGUAUGGAAUCCAGUACAGCUCACAACUCUUCUCGAAAUGUAGAAUCGAAUGAUCCUCCAACAAGUCCUAUGACCAUCAUUAAGGAUUUGACUGAAGAUGAAAAGAGUAUACAGGAUCCUGCUACUUUUCAAAAUCAUCACCAUCAUGGAAUGCAGCAUCAUCAUCUCUCGACAUCCAAUGCUCUUUCAUCUUCAGAGAGUGAGAUGAAUCCAAUCAGUGAAAUGAUGAUGAAGGAUGUGCAGUCGCCUGGAAUGGAUUCUCUAGUGUUGAACACUCCUACUAGCAUUCAACAUCAAGAGGUGUAG
This is a messenger RNA of Naegleria lovaniensis, 1536 nucleotides long. RefSeq lists its product as uncharacterized. Lineage: Eukaryota; Heterolobosea; Eutetramitea; Acrasida; Naegleriidae. The transcript has 2 exons. The record is from RefSeq and is a predicted model, not a curated record. Bases 1 to 1536 code for a protein of 511 amino acids.